Molecule: messenger RNA, 798 nt
Organism: Photinus pyralis (common eastern firefly)
Lineage: Eukaryota; Metazoa; Arthropoda; Insecta; Coleoptera; Lampyridae
Product: putative nuclease HARBI1
Exons: 3
Source: RefSeq, a predicted model, not a curated record
CCUCAAAUCUCAUAUUUUUCUCCUUAUUGUUUGUUAUGGUGUUAUGGAAGUCGAAGACGAAAUAGUUGUAAGGGUGGCGAAGAUGGAGAAGUGUACAGAAAUAGAAAAUCCUAUUUUUCUAUAAAUGUACAAUUAGUGUGUGACAGUACCCUAAAAAUCAUAAAUGUUGUUGCCAGAUGGCCAGGUUCGGCACAUGAUGCAACAAUAUUUAAUAACAGUCGUUUGAGGACAAGGUGUGAGGCAGGGGAGUUCGGUACUGCUAUUCUUCUUGGUGACAGUGGAUAUGCACUUAAAGCAUACUUAUUAACACCGCUUCUGAAUCCAACAACACCAGCACAGCAAUUAUAUAAUGAGUCGCACAUUCGCACACGGAAUUGCAUCGAAAGAACAAAUGGUGUAUGGAAAAGACGUUUUCUAGCACUGUGUUACGGACUUCGGUGCCAUAUUGAUACCGCUUUAACUGUCAUUGUAGCAACAGCAGUUCUGCAUAACAUCGCGAUUAAUAUGCAUGAAGACAUGCCACCACCUCCGAAUGACAUAAAUGCGGAGGAACUGGAGUAUCUAAUUCAGCAGGGUCAGAUUGAAGCUAUACAGGGACCCCAACAUAUUAAUUACGAUUUCAGAACACACAUUGUUAAUAAUUAUUUUGCACAUUUAUAAAAUAUGUAUUUGUUACUUAACACAUUUACGUAUGUACCAGUUUAUAAUAUUAUUGUUACCUAUAUUACUAUAAGUAUAAAACAGAUAAUUACUAAUUUUCAGUGUCAAGCUCUUCAUCUCUUUUCAAUUUCCUAGUUA